AUGGCUAAUGGGGAUCUUCGGGCUUAUCUUACAAAGAACCGACCUUCUCCUCAGCUUCAACUUGCGUGGUUCUACCAGAUGUCUCGAACUCUUGCUUUUAUCCAUGAGAGAUGUGUACUCGUCGCAGAUAUCGCCAGCCGGAAUUUCCUUCUCGACUCCGCUCUAUCUCUUAAAUUCUGCGACUUCGCAGAAGCAUCUCUUCUUCCAUUAGAUUCUAAUAUGGAGACUGUAGAUGAUAAUGGAUUUACAACUCGAAUUGACAUCGGCCUUCUUGGAGCAGUCAUGUAUGAAAUUGUCACAGGCAAUGAGUGCGAAAUCGACCUUUUCAAAGAUAACUCACCUACCGAUGGUCGAGCUUAUUGGCCAGAAAGGAGGCAUCUACCAAUAACUCAAGAUGUUCCGUUUGGUUGGAUCAUUGAAGGCUGCUGGGACGGCACAUUUUGUACCGCCCAUCACCUUCUACGAGCAUUGGAUUCUGUCGACCUGCUCUGUCCGCCAAUCACUCCCUCACGCACUGCUUAA
Messenger RNA from Penicillium digitatum Pd1, 522 nucleotides. RefSeq names its product kinase-like domain-containing protein. The record is from RefSeq and is a predicted model, not a curated record. Gene Ontology annotation, biological process: protein phosphorylation. Gene Ontology annotation, molecular function: ATP binding; protein tyrosine kinase activity. Lineage: Eukaryota; Fungi; Ascomycota; Eurotiomycetes; Eurotiales; Aspergillaceae.